This is a messenger RNA of Paramuricea clavata, 3137 nucleotides long. NCBI's taxonomy places the organism in Eukaryota, Metazoa, Cnidaria, Anthozoa, Malacalcyonacea, Plexauridae. The record is from the annotation of a GenBank genome assembly.
AUGGCUUCAGCACAGCAACAGCAAGAUUUAAAGCUCUUCUUUGAAUACCAAGGAGUCGACGAAAACAACCUAAAUCGACUACACUACGUUCAAAAGUUUACGGAUUUCCAGUUUUUUCGACUAGCUAACCCCGUAUACUCGUCGUUCGAUAGAGCCUAUAUCAAGUGGCUACAACAACCGACUUAUCAAGAAAUGGAGAAUAACGCAAUUCUUACUCAACCUCAUACACAGACUUUUUUCAACGCUCCACCACCGUAUACGUCACCGCCUAUCUUGAACAAUGUGAACGAAUGUUAUAACACAGACUUAUUAAAUAUCAUGAACCCCAUAAACCCGAAUAUUUUAUACAACAACAACAACGAUGCAGAAUAUUUAAUGACUGACACAACCACCGAAGUACUAGAAGAAUCAAGUAGCGAUAAUCCAUCCCCACCAACGUCCCCCGUCACCGUACAACCUCCUUCCACUACCCCCGUGAAAAAAACCGAUGGGUAAAAAUAUAAACAAUUUAAAAAAAAGUCUGAAACGAAAAGCAUCUUCAUCUGCCUCUAAAAGUGGUCGGCCCAACAAACACGUUCAUCUUACACGCAUUGCAAAUGACCAAGCAGACGAGGAGAAAAUAAGUUCGCAAGAUGUAAUUCUUUACGCAUUGGACGGGACAGAGAAAAAAAGAAAAACAAUUCUUACUACUAGCAAUGAAACUCUAGAAACAUACAAUAUGAAACAUUAUCAAUGCUACUUAUACUUAGGAGAAAAACGUGAACGAGCAUUAGAAAAAAUUAAAAUACAAAAAGAAAAAUUAGAAAAACUUUGUUAUCUUGAGAAAUUCGCAAUAGAAGCAUUAAAAAAUCGCAAAAAUAGAAAAAUCGAAAAAAAUGUUCUGUAAAUUAUUGUAUAAUAAAUAAUUAAUAAAUGAUAUAAAAAUUGUAUGCGUGUAAUAUAUCACUACCUGAAACACCCGUAAUUUCAGGUUACUACAACCUGAAACAUGAUCGCACAACCCGCAAACACCCACAACACCCUAAAAACGGGCACGCGCAAACAUAAAAGAGCGCGAACUUCAAAUCCGAAUCAGUUCGGUCGACCGCGGCUUUGGAGUAACAUCUCGCCCCAGCCCCCGUUCUUGUAAGAACGACGCGCGCGCGCCCCCCCAAAAAAACAAAAAAUACACACCCCCAGAGCGCACAACAGGACAGCAACAUUCCUGAAGUCACAUGACCACCAAAACUCCCCCCGUCCGUACAGCCCACCACGCCCAUGGCCAACGCCCACUUGACCACUCUCGCGUAAUACUAUUUCCAGUUAAAUUUUCUGGUUCCCGCUCCCCCUUGUUUUUUUUAGUGUGUAUAUAUAAUGACUACUGGUUCAGGCUACCCGCUGUAGUGGUUCAAACAAUGGUGCAGAUUUAUGUGAAUUAUUUUCUGCCUAGCCAGGCCUACUGUAUAAGAAAGCCGGCAAGGAUAAUAAUCUCCAGCAGGUUAUUUACGCCAUGCGCGUGCAUGACUAACAAAAUUAGCAGGGACUGAAGUUUGAUAGUAGUUUGUUCCACGGCCAACAACAUAAAAUGCCAUGCAUAAGCAAUAUAAAAACGUUACACCAGUUUGAAUUCGUGUGAUACCCGAACCACCUGACGCAAUAAAAUUCAGGGCAAUAGUUGUUUUUGACAUCUAGCUAGAAGCAGCAUUAACUCAAUAACAGAAACCAAACAUUCUCGCAUUGCAGGUAUUUAUAUAGAGAUUUAUUAUAAGUCGUUAAGAUAAAAUAUAUAUUUAUUCGAUGGUCAAAUAAGUGCCAAAUAAUUGCUAUAGAACACUCUCUUAAAUUGAGAAAUAUAGAAUUCAUUUAGCUACCUCUACUACAACUUGAGGGAAUCAUUUAAUUUAAUCAUUGUAUUUUACAAAACCAUAAAAUCCGACAGCCGGACAAUUAAAAAAAAUUGAAUGUCUGGCAUGAUUUGUAUUUCAAAUAGUUUGAUUUUUAAUUUAAAAAAAAUAAAUAAAGCGGAUCAUCGAAAACGCAGAAUCUUGCACGAGAAAGUUAAAACAAUGAAACGGAUAUUUUUAAAAUUUUUAAAAUAUUCUUGGCCGGGAUUUUGAGAAAAACAAAAGAAAAUGCAAAACGCACACCAUUGACACCACUCUAAUGGGGUGUACUAAAUGCUUUUCAAGCCGAGGAGUUUGUGUUAAUGAAUUUUACAAUAAACACAGCGUGAAAUCACAGACAAAAUUAUUCUACUUCCUUAUUAAUUGGCAUAUUAUCGUUACAUAACCCGUUGAAAAAUGGCCUGUGUAGUAAAGAUUACGCUAUGCUGUAAGCCUGUAACUCGAAAAAUUGGAGAACGUGGUAGGUUGUUUGUAAUUUUCCUCAAUUGCUGAUUGCAGAACAUAGUUUGCAGAAAUAUUUAUUUCAGUGUCUGCUUGGUUUAAUAUUUUAAUACUGCCUAUUCUUCAUUUUCUGUUGUUCCUACAUGCAGUGGUAUUAGUGCGGUACAUAUUUUUAUAUAGAGCUUAAAGGCUAAUUUCCACUGUUGCGUUUUUGGUACACACAUACACGCACGUAAAACUUAGAAUCCUUCUUUUUUUUAAAUAUUUUACAAAUAAGUUAACAAAUGCAUGCUAAAACUUUCAGAACACUAAAUUCUGUUUCUUUAUUUAUUUGGUUACUUCAUGAGUAACAUUUAAACCGAUUUAAAGUUUUACGUGCGUAUAUGUACGUAUGAAAAACGCAACAGUGGAAAUCAGCCUUAAGUAGCUGAAAUCAGGCCAACAUUACAUGAUCAUGAGAUAUAUCGGCAGACUUGGUUUUGCAGCCAGCGAUUUAGGCAAACGAACCUCGCGUUAUAUAAUUCAUUGUUCAUAAUUGAAGCCAAAUUUCACGAUGACGUGUUUCGCCAUCACGAAGAAAGUAAAAUAAAUCAUGUCCGUUAACCGGCCAUGAAAUUAUGCUUGUGUCAUACUAGACAUAUACUUGCUGGUUCAACGGUAAGUACUAUUAAUGAAGAUGGCUUACCAGUUAACGGAAACACCACAAUUUUCUAUUUCACUUGCAGUACCUAAUCGAAGGUGUACGUGGUGAUGGUCCUGAUGGAGACAUUGCUAUUGAUGAUAUGUAUCUUACGGACUCGUGCACUGCAAGAG